AUGGGUGACAGAGCGGGACGGUCGGUUCUGACUUCCGGUUGGUUCUUAUAUACAUCCAAUCAGCCACUCAUUCAGUCACACACAUCUGAACGAACCACGGACUCUGACACUGGCUCACAGACAGCAGCGGUAAACAACCACGCUUCGCCUUUCAAACGUUCCGUUGUUACUGCUGUUCGUUCUACUUCUCUCGGAUUCGGCGAACAGAUCGACAAACACCGGGUGACGCAAAAACUACUUCUAGACGUCCUCCUGCCCGGCCAUCGGGAGUUGAUCCUGAAAUCCUGCAGUGACCAUCACUAUCCUUUCUUAAGAAGAAGCCGCCAGCCACCUUUGGCAGUAACAUAUUUUUUUUUACUGUUCUCAGCCGACAGUUUUGGUAUAACUGUCCAGUAA
This is a messenger RNA of Morchella sextelata, 396 nucleotides long. RefSeq lists its product as uncharacterized. NCBI's taxonomy places the organism in Eukaryota, Fungi, Ascomycota, Pezizomycetes, Pezizales, Morchellaceae. The coding region runs from base 1 to 396 and encodes 131 amino acids. The transcript is spliced from 9 exons. The record is from RefSeq and is a predicted model, not a curated record.